AAAAAAGAGCGCGCUCAGAAUUUGUUGAAAUUGGAUUGAAUUCAUCCGACCCUCGACCCUCGACUUUAACAAGGGCCCCAGUCCCUGAACUAGCAACAAAGCACCUACAGCAUACUGAAACCUCAACCACAUUUGACACCUGUCAAUAGAAAAUGGAUGAAGUAGCUGGAGAUCUGAAGCAAGCCCUUCCAAAUGUACACGACACUUUUCAAGUACAUGUGGAAGUCCACCAGAAAUCAAACAGCCCAGCAGCGAGUCAAGAUAUAAGAUCUCAUGUCAUGCAACUAUUGAAUAGACAUUGUGUAGUGUUUGGAGAUUAUUCAUGGACAGAGUUUGAUGACAGUUUUUUAAUUAAAAAUAUACAUUCCGUCUCCAUUGUUGAUACUGAAUUAAAACUGAAAGACCGACAGCCCAUCGAUCUCAGCAAGUGCACGGUGUUGGUACAUAUUUUUCAGCUAAAUGAAGAUGGUCCUUGUACAGAAAAUCUUGAAGAGGAAAAUGAGGAUCUUGUGGCUGCUAAUCAUUGGCUGCUACCUGCUGCUGAUUUUCAUGGUCUAUGGGACAGUUUAAUAUACGACAGCCAAAUUAAGUCCAAACUUUUAGAUUAUAUUGAAACUGCAAUGUUAUUUUCUGACAAGAAUGUUGACAGCAAUUUGAUAUCCUGGAACAGAGUGGUGCUCUUGCAUGGACCACCUGGAACAGGAAAAACUUCAUUAUGCAAGGCUCUGGCACAGAAACUCACCGUUCGACUAUCAUAUAGGUACAGAUAUGGGCAGCUUGUUGAGAUCAAUAGCCACAGUCUUUUUUCAAAGUGGUUUUCUGAGAGUGGCAAAUUGGUGACUAAAAUGUUUCAGAAGAUUCAUGAUCUAAUAAAUGAUAAAGAAGCACUAGUAUUUGUUUUGAUUGAUGAGGUGGAAAGUCUUACUGCAGCUCGUAAAGCUUCCAGAGCUGGUACUGAGCCUUCAGAUGCCAUUCGUGUAGUUAAUGCUGUGCUGACACAAAUUGAUCAUAUCAAAAGGUAUCCCAAUGUAGUCAUCUUAAGCACCUCAAACCUCACAGAAAAAAUUGAUGUUGCUUUUACUGAUAGAGCAGAUAUAAAGCAGUACAUUGGACCUCCAUCUCCUGCUGCUAUAUUUAAAAUUUAUCUGUCUUGCAUAGAAGAACUUAUGAAGCGUCAGAUCAUUUACCCAAAGCAGCAACUGUUAACGUUACGUGACCUUGAAAUGAUUGGCUACCUGGAAAAUAAUGUAUCCAAACUUAGCUUGCAGUUAAAUGAAAUUUCAAGGAAAAGUGAGGGCCUCAGUGGAAGAGUGCUUCGGAAAAUACCUUUUCUGGCACAUGCACUUUAUUUACAAUCUCCAACAGUUACCAUCGAAAGGUUCCUUUGGGCUCUUUCACUGGCAGUGGAUGAACAGUUUCAAGAAAGAAAGGAUUUUUCAGAUAAUAUAUAAUAUGCACAUUUCAAUUCUACCUGUGAAGCAAUGUUCCAUAUACUGUGUAUUUUUGUGUCAUCUAUAUUACCCAAACCCCUUGUGUUCCAGUGCCCUUCAAAGAUAAAAGACACGGGCUAGUGCUGAAAAGGAAUGAAAUGCAUAACUAUAGCUAACACAUAGAAAGUCAUUUAGUCACCAUUCUUUCACAUGAAUGACAAAUACUUUUCAAUGUUCAUUUUGAUUAAUGCUUCUAAGUAGUUUGGUUAAUAGACUGGAAAUCCUUUGUGGUUUUCUUCCCAUUAUAUCAAGUGAGAAGCGCUUAUUUUUUAGUAGACUUAAAAUAUGGAGAUCCAAAUUACGGAAUUAUCCAGAUAAUCCCAGGUCCUGAGCAUUCUGGAUAAUAGGUCACAUACCUGUACUGAGUAGGACCCAUAAUCCUUAAUAUAUAUAGUAAAUGUUACAGAAAGAACAGUCCAUUUGAUCCUAUAACUUGAUUAGCAUAGCCAUUAAGGGCAUAUUGUGGGGGCAAGGCUUUGGUAUAAAACACACCAAUAUCUCUUAUUUUACAUUUACAUUUAUGUACAGUGUAAUAGUUUGUUCUCUGUAUUGUCCAUAGCAUUUAAACUUACCAUAACUUUUCAGUAUAUUAGUCUUUGAACAUAUUUUUUGUUAUUUUAAGUGUAUUAUCAAUGUUUGCUUGUCAUUGCCUCAAAUUAGUUUCCAUAAAAUUUUCAUAGAAACUUA
Xenopus laevis (African clawed frog) is the source of this 2177-nucleotide messenger RNA. It is a transcript of the gene trip13.L, whose product is annotated as thyroid hormone receptor interactor 13 L homeolog. The coding region runs from base 153 to 1451 and encodes 432 amino acids. Gene Ontology annotation, biological process: reciprocal meiotic recombination; meiotic cell cycle; meiotic recombination checkpoint signaling. NCBI's taxonomy places the organism in Eukaryota, Metazoa, Chordata, Amphibia, Anura, Pipidae. Gene Ontology annotation, cellular component: chromosome; nucleus. The transcript is spliced from 15 exons. Gene Ontology annotation, molecular function: ATP binding; ATP hydrolysis activity; identical protein binding. The record is from RefSeq and is a predicted model, not a curated record.